Messenger RNA from Nothoprocta perdicaria, 3873 nucleotides. It is a transcript of the gene LPIN1, whose product is annotated as lipin 1. Lineage: Eukaryota; Metazoa; Chordata; Aves; Tinamiformes; Tinamidae. Gene Ontology annotation, biological process: cellular response to insulin stimulus; positive regulation of transcription by RNA polymerase II; fatty acid catabolic process. The record is from RefSeq and is a predicted model, not a curated record. Gene Ontology annotation, cellular component: mitochondrial outer membrane; nucleus. Gene Ontology annotation, molecular function: transcription coactivator activity; phosphatidate phosphatase activity. Bases 49 to 2757 code for a protein of 902 amino acids. The transcript has 20 exons.
GCCGAGGCAGCGCGGGCUCAGCCUGCGGGCCCGGCACAGGUUCAAACCAUGAAUUACGUUGGACAGUUAGCAGGGCAAGUAUUUGUAACAGUGAAGGAACUCUAUAAGGGGCUAAACCCUGCCACAUUGUCCGGUUGUAUAGAUAUCAUCGUUGUACGUCAGCCAGAUGGAAAUCUUCAAUGUUCUCCUUUCCACGUACGAUUUGGGAAAAUGGGAGUUCUGCGUUCCAGGGAGAAAGUGGUUGACAUAGAAAUUAAUGGAGAAGCUGUAGAUUUGCACAUGAAGCUAGGAGACAAUGGAGAGGCCUUUUUUGUACAGGAGAUGGAUAACGAUCAGGAGGUAAUUCCUUAUCAUCUCUCUACAUCCCCCAUUCUUUCUGAGGGAACUUCUCUAAUGGAAACUCAGCUGAAGAGGAAUUCUGUAGACAGGAUAAGAAACCUGGACUCCAGUGUAUCCUCACAAGUACCACCCCAAGUCCAUGGAUCCCAGCCCACUAUUGAAACCUCUGUGGCCUGUAGUUCUGUGAAAAAAAGGAGGAAAAAGAGGAGGAAGUCUGCUCAUAAAAUGGACAGUUUAAAACGGGAAGACAAUGGAGAUACAUCAGAAGAUGAGGAUAUGUUUCCUAUGGAGAUUAGUUCAGAAGAAGAAAAAGAACCGUUGGACAAUUCAAGGAUCCCUGUUCCAGAAGUGUGUAUCGAUGAAGUAUCUGAGGUAAAGACUCCUGCAAUUGCUACAUUUUCUCAGUCUGCAUCAUACCCUCAUUCAGAUGGAGAAUGGUCACCUCUUCAAAGCCCAUCAGGUUCACGCCCUCCUACUCCUAAAAGUGAUUCAGAAUUAGUCAGUAAACCUACGGACAGAGGAGGACUGAAGAAUAAUCCACAGAUGCACUGGGCUUGGGGAGAGCUUCCCCAGGCAGCAAAGGCCACUUCCCUGCUCAAAACAAAGGAAGUCAGCGUGGUAGAUGUAGAUCCAUCUGAARACACUCAUUUUCGGGUCAUCCAGAGUACUCCUGUAGAGGAGUUUAGCACUGUGUCUCCUCAUCCUACCCUUGAACAAGCAGAUGCAGCAACUGCUGAUGAAACUGAGCCCUUGCCAGUUGAGACAAAUAAGUCAGAGAUAGAGUCUCCAGUAGCAUCUGUAGCACCAUUGCCUGCCAAUGAAGAAAUAAGACAAGCUGCUGCUUGUACAGCCCAACCAGUUGGCAAGACAGAUUCUCCUUCCAGAAGGAAAGACAAACGAAGCCGGCAUCUGGGUGCUGACGGUGUCUAUUUAGAUGACCUCACUGACAUGGAUCCAGAAGUUGCUGCACUUUAUUUCCCCAAAAAUGGGGAUAAUGUCCAAAGCAAGAAUGGAAAUGACAAUGGGCCGCGGUCAGCCAGUCAAUCCCCUCAGUCCUUUGGGAGCUCAGGUGUUGACAGUGGUGUGGAAAGUGUCUCGGAUGGAAUUAGAGAUCUGCCUUCCAUUGCUGUUUCUCUCUGUGGAGGUCUUACUGAAAACAAAGAAAUAACCAAAGAAGAGUUCUUAGAACAUGCAGUAACAUAUCAGCAGUUUGUGGACAAUCCUGCUAUCAUCGAUGACCCUAACCUUGUGAUCAAAAUUGGAAAUAAAUACUACAACUGGACAACAGCUGGUCCCCUUCUGUUGGCGAUGCAGGCAUUCCAGAAACCUUUGCCAAAGGCCACUGUGGAAUCUAUAAUGAGAGAUAAGAUGCCAAAAAAAGGUGGAAGAUGGUGGUUUUCAUGGCGAGGAAGAAACAGCACUAUAAAAGAGGAAGCAAAGCCAGAACAAGGUAUGAGUGGGAGUGGACUAACAGGACAAGACUCUUCGCAGAUGAUGGCCAACAGAAUAAAGGAUGAAUCUUCGUCAAGUGAUGAAGACCCUAGAGCUGCCAAACAAAACCUUGGGUCCUUACAAACCAGCUCCAGUCAUCUGUCAUUAUUGUCUGGAAUUAGUUACAAGAAAACCCUUCGACUCACUUCUGACCAGCUUAAAAACUUAAAGCUCAAGAAUGGCCCYAAUGACGUGACCUUUAGCGUUACAACACAGUAUCAAGGCACUUGUCGCUGCGAGGGCACCAUUUACCUGUGGAAUUGGGAUGAUAAAGUCAUUAUUUCUGAUAUUGAUGGAACAAUCACACGGUCAGAUACUUUAGGCCAUAUUCUGCCUACUCUUGGCAAAGAUUGGACACAUCAAGGGAUUGCAAAGUUGUACCAUAAAGUGAGCCAGAAUGGCUAUAAAUUUUUGUACUGUUCGGCUCGUGCUAUUGGAAUGGCAGACAUGACCAGGGGGUACUUGCACUGGGUCAAUGAGCGAGGCACUGUGCUGCCUCAAGGGCCAGUGUUACUGAGUCCUAGCAGCUUGUUCUCAGCUUUUCACAGAGAAGUGAUAGAAAAGAAGCCAGAAAAAUUUAAAGUUCAGUGUUUGACAGACAUCAAAAAUUUGUUUUAUCCUAACACUGAACCCUUUUACGCUGCCUUUGGAAACAGACCUGCUGAUGUUUAUUCAUACAAACAGGUGGGAGUGUCUUUAAACAGAAUAUUUACAGUUAACCCCAAAGGAGAACUUAUACAGGAGCAUGCAAAAACAAACAUCUCAUCUUAUGUCAGACUGUGUGAAGUGGUUGAUCACAUUUUCCCUUUGCUGAAAAGAAGCCAUUCUUCAGACUUCCCUUGUUCUGAUACCUUCAGUCAGUUCACCUACUGGAGAGAGCCUCUACCACCUUUUGAAACUCAGGACGUACUUCCAGCCUCAUCUUAAUUGCAUCUCCCAAUUCUUUGCUUCAGUUCAAAGGGUGAAUUGAGUUGUUCCRAAGGGACAGCACUUGGCUUUGCAGUCGACAGUUCAUCUGGAAUCUGUAAUGUGUGAGCAUUGUAUUCAUUGCUGUGAGCAAACUUGGAAAAGCUUUUUCAUACUAAAAGUCACAUUUCCAGGUGACAAAGGUGAGUCUUCCUAGGAAUGGAAGUUUUCGUUUCUAGCUGUUCAUGUAACUGCCCAAAUUGUGCCAUGCGGUUUCAUUACCUAAAAACAAAUACAAGUGUAAUGAUGUACGAGCUGCAGUUAAAAUGGUUCGGUGUCUUUUCUGCAUCAACAAAAUCUUUCAUCUCAUUUGAACCCUGCUCCUAGCAAGGGAGGUGAAGGCACUCACCUGUCGUUACCGACRUAAUUUGGCCAAAUGGGCAAGGACUGCAGUAAAUGGAAAGUCAAAGUUAAUUUAUCUGAAAGAUCAUAUGAUUCUUUCUCUUUGCCCUCCUCACUUGGCAAAUAAAUAUUUUUGUAAGGAUUAGUUAUUGGUCAGAUCCUCAACUAUUGCACAUCAGUGUAGCCAUCAAAGCCAGUGGAGCUGUUUUGAUUAAUUCCAGUCUGUUGUUUUGACCUGGUAGUGUCUGAUGUGCAAUCUAAAUGGAAAGGAAAAGCAGUAAUAGAGCUGGGUUCUGCCACUCUCACURUAUUUGAGUAGUCUCCUGCUUCAAGAGRAGCCAAGUGUGAAGGUGGAACAGGUAGACCAGUGUGCAGAGUGCCCACUGGAGUCAGUAGUUCAGCUUUCCAGUAAAGUUGCACACUGAAUAUACCGAAUUUCACAACCAUUGCUGAGCCGAGAACACUGAAGGUUUUGCAAAUGGAGCAGUUUUAUUUGAAGCAUUAUAUUUUGCUAAAUUGUGAACUUCAGUGCAGGUGAAUGAUGCAUCUCAGGUUUUUACUAUAUGAGAUUUUUCUGUUUUGUAUUAUAAAGAGUGGAUGUUUUUAGUGUAAUUUACUGUCUUCUGAGAUAAUGAAAUCUCUUUUCUCCCCUUCAGUCCCAUCCCCACAAGUUUGUUUUCCAGCUCUUCAGGUACAAGCUGUAGAUACCGUUUUUGCUACCUGCUUUUGACUGCC